GUGAGCGCCCCGGAAGUUCCUGCCGCGGAGCUGUCCAAAUCGACAGCUACGGGCCCGUUUCAGCAGCUCAGCAGCCUCCCGAGUGCAGCCGCCUUUUCGAAUAUGGACGAUACCUUGUUCCAGUUGAAGUUCACAGCAAAGCAGCUGGAGAAGCUGGCCAAGAAGGCUGAGAAAGACUCUAAGACGGAGCAAGCAAAAGUGAAAAAGGCCCUUCAGCAGAAAAAUGUUGAGUGUGCCCGUGUGUAUGCUGAGAAUGCCAUCCGUAAGAAGAACGAAGGUGUGAACUGGCUCCGCAUGGCUUCCCGUGUAGAUGCCGUGGCCUCCAAAGUGCAGACAGCUGUGACCAUGAAGGGGGUGACCAAGAAUAUGGCACAGGUGACCAAAGCACUGGACAGAGCACUGAGCACCAUGGACCUCCAAAAGGUCUCGGCAGUGAUGGACAGAUUCGAGCAGCAGGUGCAGAAUCUGGAUGUACACACAUCGGUGAUGGAGGACUCCAUGAGCUCGGCCACCACACUGACCACACCACAGGAGCAGGUGGACAGUCUCAUCAUGCAGAUUGCUGAGGAGAACGGGCUAGAGGUGCUGGACCAACUCAGCCAGCUGCCUGAGGGGGCCUCUGCGGUGGGCGAGAGCUCCAUGCGCAGCCAGGAAGACCAGCUGUCACGCAGGCUCGCUGCCCUGAGGAACUAGCAAUGCUGUGACUGCAUGGGCCCACUGGAAACAAAGACCUCCCUCUGCUGUCUCAGCACCUCUGCUGACCCUGUGGCCCAGCCUCGCUUCUCAGCCUCUCCCCUGCCCAGUCCGGGACCCUUUCCUGUGCUGUCAGGGUGGGUGGGUGACUUUGCACAAACUUCAGACUUCUAUGGGUAAUUUCUGGCCAGUUGGGCCUGCAGACGCUCUGCUCUCCCUGUUGCUUUCCAAGGAGUGGAGUAGCCCAUGGACACUGCAUGGAUGUGGCAGAGCACAUGGGUGGCGGAUGUGCUACUAGCAUCUACCAGCAGGAUGAUAUCCUACCCUGGGGAACAAACAACCCAGAAGGUUCUUCCGGCCUACUCUGUGCACAUUCUUAUGGGGCCUUCAUAAACCAUCUUGGGGUGGGGUCUUAGCUGCUUCAGCUCUGCCCUGUGCUCCCACCAGCUGGCAGGGCUCUACUUGGGGGUCACUUGUCUAAAGUGUCUACAUGGGGAACCAGUUCACCCCUCUGUUGCCUCCUCCAGAGCUCUUAGCCCAGGAUGCACUGUGCCUCCUCUGGUUCCUCCCAUUGCCAAUUCUGGGUGGAUUGGGCAUGACUCUCUCCUGCCACUGCCACUAAAUAAUGGGGUGCCUCCUACAGUGCCCCAUCCUUCUGCUGACCUGUGUGGGUCAGAGUGGCUGAAGAGCCAGCAGUGGCUGUGCCUGGAGGACGUGUGUAUGCUGUAGCAGAGGUCAGUCACACACCCUCACUACUUGCUGGGACAGGCUGCUGCUGAUGUUAGUUUUUCCCCUUUCCUGUUGUUUACUUUUUUUCUUGAAACUUCCUGGGUUUGGGGGCAUUGGGGGGGUUUGUUUUGCCAAAAUAAGAGGAGCAGGUGCAGCUGGGGAGCCCCCCACAAGAGGUCCCUGCUCUGUAAGACAGCACUGCCUCUCCAUCCUCAUACCCUCGGCUCUUAUGAACAAAAACCGUCGAUAGAUCCUGACCGUGACACUUUGGUGUUCCUCCCUACACAUGGUGGAAGGGGGACCCUUGCUGUGUUGGAGGCAGCCUGGGAGAGGCUUAGGCUGUGCCAUGCAUCUUGGGAUGCCCACGUGCUGGGGUACAGAGAGCCUGGGCAACCCUGACCCCAGUGGGGCAUGGGUAGAGACUCAAAGGGCUGUGGUUGUUUGCCUUUUAUUAAAAUGCUGUUGUAAAUAA
Erinaceus europaeus (western European hedgehog) is the source of this 1894-nucleotide messenger RNA. RefSeq names its product charged multivesicular body protein 1A (gene CHMP1A). Gene Ontology annotation, cellular component: ESCRT III complex; multivesicular body. Gene Ontology annotation, biological process: late endosome to vacuole transport; endosome transport via multivesicular body sorting pathway; protein transport. Bases 103 to 693 code for a protein of 196 amino acids. The transcript is spliced from 7 exons. The record is from RefSeq and is a predicted model, not a curated record. Lineage: Eukaryota; Metazoa; Chordata; Mammalia; Eulipotyphla; Erinaceidae.